Molecule: messenger RNA, 792 nt
Organism: Penicillium chermesinum
Lineage: Eukaryota; Fungi; Ascomycota; Eurotiomycetes; Eurotiales; Aspergillaceae
Exons: 5
Coding region: 1-792 (263 amino acids)
Molecular function (GO): hydrolase activity
Source: RefSeq, a predicted model, not a curated record
AUGCAGGUGUACGAGAGAACCAAAAGAACGAGCUGGCUGGCGCAGCCAUCUGGGCCGUGCUGCCUGAAAGGCACACUUCACGAGGGAAAAUCGCGUGGGCGCUUUGACACAGUCGCUGGUGUGGAAACCUAUAUCUCGCAACCUAACGCGGAUCAUGCAAAUAGUCAUAUUUUGCUCUACUUCCCUGAUGUCUGGGGAAUGUUCCCUAACGGCCUUUUGGUGAUGGACGCGUUUGCGGAUGCGGGCUAUCUUGUUCUUGGAUUGGAUUACUUUCGAGGUGACCCCGUGUGGAAACAUCGCCGCAACCGUCACGAUCAAUCCAAUCCAAAUUUUGAUUACGAGGCAUGGAAACGAAAGCAUAUGAAGUUUGCUGAUGAAGCAGUUCCAAGAUGGAUUGACGAGGUAAAACGAACAUAUGGUCAGCCAUCGACCAAAUAUGUAUGCGUAGGAUACUGCUUCGGUGCUCCAUAUGUGUGCAACGAGCUAGCAAAAGAUACAGUGACUGCCGGUGCAUUUGCUCACCCUGCUUUUUUAAGGGAAGAGCAUUUCACCAAGAUCACCAAACCCCUAUUUUUGUCCUGCUCCGAGGAGGACCAUACCUUCGACAAGGAUUCUCGCCGUACGGCCUUGGAUAUUCUGCAAUCUGGACACAAAAUCUACCAUCUUCAGCUAUUUUCCGGCGUUGAACAUGGUUUUGCUCUUCGAGGGGACAUGAAAGACCCGUAUCAGCGAUAUGUAAAGGAACAAAGUCUGCGGGGGAUUGUAGAGUGGUUCGAUUUCUGGCUAUCAUAG